Molecule: messenger RNA, 3190 nt
Organism: Naegleria gruberi
Lineage: Eukaryota; Heterolobosea; Eutetramitea; Acrasida; Naegleriidae
Exons: 1
Coding region: 1-3165 (1054 amino acids)
Biological process (GO): mRNA splicing, via spliceosome
Molecular function (GO): protein binding
Source: RefSeq, a predicted model, not a curated record
AUGCAAACACUCUCCAUGCCUUCUACGCCCACAAAACCGUUACAUUCUGUUGCUCAACAACAAAUUGCUGGCAUGCCAUCUUUCUGUGGUUCAGAACAGAAUAAUGGGGCCGGAACCCAUCCCCACCAUAAUUUAUUCAUGAUGAACGAUUAUCGUCAAGAAAACAACCCUCAUGGUCCGAAUACUCAUGGCCCACCAAGACUUCCUGCCAAUAGCAACCACAUUUGGGAUCAAUGUUACAGUUUGCCAACUAACCCACAAAUGAGUUCCUUCAUUCCCAGCAAUAUCAUGGAUGAUCUUUGUUUGUCUCCAACUAAGGUAUCAGCUAGCUCUGGUUAUUCCCCAUUUGGAGGAGCUUCCAAGUCUAUUUUUAAUGGAAAAACAGAAUCAUUUCAUCAUACAGCAAGAAAGUUAGAUUUUGACAAUGUUCCAUCAACUCAUUCAUCCUUGUUUUCCUCUCCAACUUCCCAAGUUGCUGCUUCUUCAAUUCAACAACAGGUAAGACAGAACGCAAACAGUUAUGAACUUUUUACUGAUAAUGGAAAGGGAUCUUUUGUGAAACCAAGUAUAGAGUAUAAUCAAACCCAAUUGUUCAACAAGAGUGUUCCCAACUCCUAUCAUACCAAUUAUCAUCCGCAAUCACAACCAACCUGGAAUAAUUUCCAAAUGGCAGCUAGUGCACAGCCAAUUCAAAUGUACAGUAAUACUGGAGUUCAGUACAGACCAUACCCAAUCCAACCACCAUUUUUGGAAAAUGGUGGACAAAAUCCUCAUUUCCCUUCAAAGAUUCCAUAUGCUCAACCAAUGCCAAUUUGUGGUUAUCAAGCAAUAGGCACUGAUGUUAUGUCACUAACCAACUCUUUUCACCAAUGUACCUUGUCUGACAACGAAUUGAUGCCACCACCACCUCCUGUAUUUUCAAAGCCUGGAAAUCAAAGCAAACUGAGAAGAUCUUCUUGCAAUAGUAAUUCCUCUUGUGGCUUGCUCUUAACUGAAGAUGAAAACCUAAACAAUCCAACCAUCCAUCAUGCCCGUGCUUCUUCUUCUGGUAGCGUAGAACUAGAUGGUUCUAAUUGGCAUGAGCCAUUCGAGAAAGCUAUGCAAACCAAUAACUUACAUCCUAAUGGUUACAGCAGUGUUCCUAACUCGCCAUCUCGUCAUAAAAGAAAUGGUUCAAGUGGCAGUAACAAUGCAAGCAACGUUGCAACAUUAUCAAUCAACACUAAUUUGGUUACAAACAGCUCAAAUGAUAGCUCCACUCCAACAUCCCCAUCUAAGAAAGAAUCAGUGGAUGACAAACAAGCAUUUAAAGAUGUUCAGUUACUACUAAAAUCUAACGAAAAGAUUGGUUAUGAAUCAUGUAGAAAAAUCUUAAUCAAUCACCUCUACGAUCCUAAAUGUAAACUAGGUUCUCAUAUGCACUGGAGAGUUCAUAUGGAUCUAGCAGACCUUGCUAAAAGAGAAAAUCUUUUAAACGAUGCAAGAAAAGAGUUCAGUAUGGUGAACAGAAUGCAACCAACAGCAAGCCAAGGAUGGUUGGAACACGCCAAACUCGAAGAAGAGAGUGGAAAUUAUGAAAAAUGUGGCAAAUUGUUAAUUGAAGGACUUGACAAGUGUAGGAACAAUGAGUCACUUCUAGUGAAGGCAAUCAAGCAUUUCGAACAAGUUGAUGAUUUAAACACUGCACGUAGUAUUCUUGGCAAACUUAAAGGUCAAAAACCUGAAACUUGUUGGAAAAUUCUUCUAGAAGGGGCUCUAUUAGAAUCUCGUGCUAAUAACGUUGAUGUAGCUAGAAAGGUUUUCAAAUAUUUAAUGAAAAAUGUUCCUCGUCAUGGCCCAAUUUACUAUGAAGCAUUCAAAUUGGAGGAAAAGUGUGAGCAAUUUGAACAAGCUCUAAAUAUUGUAGAGCAAGGUCUAAUAGCCAAUCCCCGUUAUGGUCCUUUGUGGUUUGCAGCUUUAAGACUUUAUGAAAGGAAAUAUGACAAAGCGUAUGAUAUCGAGACAAAAGAGUCUUGUUUAAAUGACGUAAGACAAUGUAUUGCAAGAGCAGCCAAAAACAUUAGUAAGGAAUUGAAAUGGAAAGUCUAUUUUGAAUUGGCACAAUUCGAAGAGAGAGCUACUAAUUUACAACUUGCUCGCAAAGCAUACAGUAAGAGUGCUGUUAAGGCGUUGGAAAAUCUAAGAUGGAAAGUAUGGUUAGCAGGAUCAAGAACAGAGCUCAAUGCAGGAAACAUUGAAAUAUCUAGAAUGUUAUUGAACAGAGCAUUGCAAGAGGUUCCUGCUAAAACUAAAGCUGUUGUUUUGAUUGAAUGUGCCCGUCUCGAAGAAUUUUGUAAUAAUUUAGAAAAGGCAAGAGAAUUUUUGAAUAGAGCCAAAUACGAAGCAAAACAUGAAUGGAAGGUGUUUUUGGAAAGCAUCCUUCUUGAAAUGAGAGCAGGAGAUACUGACAAAGCAACUAAUGAAGCUAAGGAAGCUUUGGAAAUUCAUAGAGGGACAGGAAGACUUUGGGCUGUUCUUAUCCAACUUAAACAUAUGAAGGGUGAUAUUGCUGAGUGUUAUCAAGUUUUCAAAGAAGCUCUCGAGGAAGUUCCUAAGAGUGGUGAAGUUUGGUGUGAAGGUGCCAGAAUUGCUCUUAAUCCUUUAUCUCCAAAAUUCUCUUUGGAAAAGGCCAAAAGAUAUCUCAAUUUUGCUAUCAAGUUUACUCCUCAAUACGGAGACAGUUUCAUUGAGUAUCUCAGAUUGGAAUUACUUACCAGAGGGCCAUCUGUUCCAAGUAGUGCUGCUGCACCAACCAGCUCUUCAGUAACUAAUAGUACUGUAGCGAUUCAGGAAUAUAUUGAGAACAUGUGUGUCAACGCUGAUCCUAACUAUGGGCCUCUAUGGUUCCAUUGCAAGACUCAUCCUUUGGAUUCUACUAAACAAGUUCUCAGAAGAGCUAAGGACAUGUUAAUGGCUGAAUUAGUUCAACAAAAAGAAAUUUAUCAAAGAGCUAUUAUGAAUAGGCACUGUAAGAAAUCCAAGAAGCCUUCCUAUAACACUUGCAGAUCGUCAGAUAUCAAAAAGUUCAUCACUGGUUUGUGUGCUCUCAAUCUUAUGUAUAAUAAUCAUAACUUGAGCUUUGAAAUGAGGAAGAAGUAUAUCUACCUGAAUGAAAUAUCUGUCUAGUUAUUAAUAAAGAAGCUUCCUUUUU